AUGGCACCUCGAACGGGAGGAAUGCCCGACCUCUCUAUCUCGGACAUUCAUUCCUUGAAGAGGGAUCAAGCACUGGAAAUUCUUGCCCAGAUUUCACGCGUUGAGAAAAAGACCUUCCCCACCAAUGAGGCAUUCCCAUUUGGAGAAGAGUUGUGGAGAAAAAAGCCCAACACGCGAGUUCUGUACGCGACACGAGCCAAGGGAUCGCAAAGUGAUCUGAUUGCCUAUGCAGUCUAUGUCCGACAGAAGGGCGUUGCGCUUCUGCACAAAGUUUGCGUGACAGAGCCUAACCGCCGUCAAGGUGUCGGACAGGAGAUGUUGUCCUACAUUCAGCAGCGCCUACGAAAGGAGGGUUGCCAGUACGUUCAUCUCUGGGUGGACCAGGCCAGGGAACCUGCGCGUGCCUUGUACCUUCGCAGUGGAUUUGAGGAGCGCGAAGUGAUCCCUGAUUACUAUGCCCCUGGACGUACAGGUGUCAAGAUGGUCCUAGUUUUGGAACGUGAUGGUUGA
Molecule: messenger RNA, 510 nt
Organism: Penicillium bovifimosum
Lineage: Eukaryota; Fungi; Ascomycota; Eurotiomycetes; Eurotiales; Aspergillaceae
Product: GNAT family N-acetyltransferase
Exons: 1
Coding region: 1-510 (169 amino acids)
Molecular function (GO): acyltransferase activity, transferring groups other than amino-acyl groups
Source: RefSeq, a predicted model, not a curated record